AGAAAACAAACCAGUCCACACAGCUCCAAAUUUCCUGCAAACGAGGCGCGGGAGAGGGGGUGGCACCCGGCCUUCCCGGAGCCCUUCCUUGGCUGCCUGACGGGGACGAUGAGUGGGUCAGGGAAGCUGAGGCGAGGUGCACGGUCCUUGCCUGGUCGCUCUGAAGGCCCCAGCGGCAGCGCCAGCGCCCCUGUCUUGCUGCCAGAACUCCAGACCCCUGAUGCCAAUGGGCUUACUUGGCUGUGGAAGAUUAUCCUAAGUGUAAUGUGUGUAUUGACUUUUCUUCUCGUUGGACUCCAAAAUCAUCAGUGGCUUCAAGAAACGGUGAUUCCUCAGAAAUCCAGACAAUUGUAUGAUGUCUUUGCAGAAUAUGGCACAAGGCUUUGUCGUUACCAGGCCAGAUUUCGCAUGCCCCGAGAACAGCUGGAACUUCUGAAGAAGGAAAGCCAGACCCUGGAGAACAAUUUUCGCGAGAUUCUAUUUUUGAUUGAGCAAAUGGACAUGCUGAAGGCGUUGCUCAGGGACAUGAAGGACGGCAUGUAUGAUGACAGUGGGAGUGGCCCCAGGGAUGUCACCCAGGAUCAGGACAGCAUUGAGUUGCCAGACGAGGAAAUGCUCCGCCUGGUGCAUUAUGUGCUUAAAAAGCUGAGAGAGGACCAGGUGCAGAUGGCUGACUACGCCCUGAAGUCGGCGGGGGCCUUCAUUGUUGAGUCUGAAACCUCGGAAAGCUACACAAAUAAUAAGUCAAAGCUGUACUGGCACGGAAUAGGGUUCCUAAAUCAUGCAAUGCCUCCAGAUGUUAUUCUUCAGCCAGAUGUCCACCCUGGAAAGUGCUGGGCCUUUUCGGGUUCCCAGGGUCAGAUCCUCAUCAGGCUGGCCCGGAAGAUCAUCCCAAUAUCUGUCACCAUGGAGCACAUCUCAGAGAAGGUGUCGCCGUCAGGAAACAUUUCCAGUGCACCCCAGGCGUUUUCUGUCCACGGCCUUAAGAGAAGAUGUGAAGGAGAAGAAAUUUUCCUAGGUCAGUUCAUCUACAACAAAACAGAAGCCACAGUCCAAACGUUUCACCUACAGCACGAAAUCUCUGAACCCUUAUUGUGUGUGAGAUUGAAAAUCCUCAGCAACUGGGGCCACCCACGCUACACCUGUUUGUAUCGGUUCAGGGUCCACGGCAUCCCCAGCGACCAUACCUAGAGGCGCUGGGGCCGAAGACCGAGACCACGCCUGUGGCACGGUAAAGAUUCCUGGUGGAUGACUGAGGCCGCACCCCAGGAAGCAAGAGUGGGCGUGGGGAGGAACCGCAGAGUGGUUCCUAU
Messenger RNA from Octodon degus (degu), 1313 nucleotides. RefSeq names its product Sad1 and UNC84 domain containing 3 (gene Sun3). Gene Ontology annotation, cellular component: meiotic nuclear membrane microtubule tethering complex; nuclear envelope. The transcript is spliced from 10 exons. The record is from RefSeq and is a predicted model, not a curated record. Gene Ontology annotation, molecular function: protein-membrane adaptor activity. The coding region runs from base 109 to 1191 and encodes 360 amino acids. Lineage: Eukaryota; Metazoa; Chordata; Mammalia; Rodentia; Octodontidae. Gene Ontology annotation, biological process: nuclear envelope organization.